Molecule: messenger RNA, 2265 nt
Organism: Seminavis robusta
Lineage: Eukaryota; Bacillariophyta; Bacillariophyceae; Naviculales; Naviculaceae
Source: the annotation of a GenBank genome assembly
AUGGAAGAACCAAAUGUACUACUAGUACCAGGACCGCCGGUACCAAUCGAUGACAUUUUCGAUGACGAGAGCACGGAGAGUGAGCAGGAGCCAGUGCUGGAGCGAAAGGUGUCCUACAUCGAACCCAUCUCCAGAAACAAGUACACCGUGGAAAUCACAGUGAAGGAAUCAUCGUCGGAGGAGUCGGUGUACGAUGUGGAAGGAUCUCUUAGUUUCAUCCCAGGUCACAGCCAAAAGAUCACAAAGGUUGCUUUGGUCGACGAACUCAUUCACUCCUUCGUCUCGAAAAGGGAAAAAAGAAAAAUUGGAUUCCUAAGAGGAUAUCUCAUUCCACGUCCCAGCAACGGCGGCUUUCACGACGAUGCAGACGGAGUCAAUGCGGAACUUGGCGGCGUGGCUAUGAAGUUCUGCGACGAAAAUGGACGCGCCAAUAUUAUGGAUCAUCCAGAACUCAAAGCACAAGACAAGCUGGACAAUGGUCACGGUGGUUUCGUUUAUAUGAAGAAAGUGAAAUUGUUCAAUCGAGACCAUGGCGGUCGAAAUCUUGCAUUGCAAAUGAUGUUUCAGGCUCUCCAACUUUUGCCGUGGACCUUGACGGUAAUUGCCCCUGAUUGUAGAGUACCCAAAAAGGCCAAGCCGACGGAAGAGGAACAAAAGGAACAUUCCUUGAGAGCGUUUCGUCACAUUGCGAGACUCGGAUUCGUCCAAGCAGGCAGAAACCCAGAUGAUUACGGUGCAUGGUUCUUGACCAAAAAGAUGUUUGACGAGUCAAACUCAUCUGACAACGACAGUAUGCAAUUGAUCAGCCCAGAGCAAGUAGCUUCCAUGGACAUCUACUUGCCUCCAAAGCGGCACAAACGCAGCAGAGAGGAGAUACAAUUGUGUGACUUUGUUUCUUCUCAAAUCAGAACGCUUCAAUACGCCUUGGAAGACUCGGCACGCGAAGAAUCUUCAAUGCUGGAACAAAUGCAGCAAGGGGAAUUAUACAUCUUGUCUGUCAUUGACGAGGGCAUGACGGAAGAGGAACGACAAGAACAUAUGCAAACAGUUCACGAGCGGUUUGAGGGGUUCAAGAGAGAACACCGCGAAAGGAUUGCAACAACUGAAAGAGAAAAAGCGGAAAAGGUCAUGCAAGAGUUAAAAGACAAAGUGGCCGAGUUGCUUGGAAAUGGAGCGACACUGGAUGGUGCCAGGGUACUGCACAGCUACGCAGCCAAUGUGAAUUCGUCAUUAUCGGAUAUCCAGAUUUUGAAGUUUCUGAUAGAUCAGGGUGCCACCGCGGGCCUACAAGAUGAAUACGGGGCAAGUCCACUGACUUUAGCAGCAUCGACGUGGAAACCUCAUGUUAUCACGUAUCUUCGAUCUGUGGGAGUUGAUCCUUCACAACCAGACUUUUCGGGGAAAACACCCAUGGAGUACUGCCUUUCCAAUCAUCGAACACGUUAUCACGAGCGCCGAUUGCUGUUUGGGACGCUAGCACCAGGGGAGGACGAAACUGCCAUGCCGUUCUUUGAAACAGUGGUUUCCCUCAUGCCUGUUGCCCAGCGAGAAAGCCUUUGUGAUAACAUGAUACCUCCGAGAAUGAUGCAAUAUCUUAUCCGCGCUGCGAAAGAACAGUUUGAGAAAUUCGAGGAGUUGGAAUCGUUCGAUGCGAGGGCUUUUGGCAACAAUCCACAGUUGGCUAAGUGGCAAGUGGAGGAGUGCUGCCUUCACUAUAUCCCUCCAGACGCCAUUGAAUUUCAUUACGAUCCUCCCGAGGAAUACUGGAAGAUUGUUGUGAAGGGUUAUAGAGCCUACUGGAAGGCUAUCUUGGAGCUCUUGCAGCUUGGCCAAUCUCCAACGGUGGAUCAUGUGGAGGCAAAGUUGUCGCAAGAUCAGUGGGGGGUUCGUGAAUGGGCAGGCGUCGCAAUCGAAUAUGCCCUGGAUGCUCUGUUUCAUCUUGCCUAUCAAGAGUAUCAGAUGGACUUAUAUGUACCGGUAGAUGGAGAAGUAGCAGAAGAAGCAGAAGAGUUGCAGGGUGUCUUGGAGACUCCCUUGGAUGAGUACUUUGACGUGAUUUGGUUUAUGUGCGUCCCUCGCGGAGGCGGUUUGAAGUCGUUUUGCCAUCAUCGUGGCCCCUAUGAUUGGAGUGACGUUUGCCAAACUUUGCCACCAGCAGAGGACGCUGAUGACGACUCUGAAAUGGGGGAUGAGGAAGGUGAAGUGGGGGAUGAGGAAGUUGAAGAUGACAAUGACGGGGAGGCUCCUGAAGCGAAUGCUGAGUAG